Cuscuta campestris is the source of this 1462-nucleotide messenger RNA. NCBI's taxonomy places the organism in Eukaryota, Viridiplantae, Streptophyta, Magnoliopsida, Solanales, Convolvulaceae. The record is from the annotation of a GenBank genome assembly.
CACUUAAAAAUAGAAAAGAAUUCAAAGGCUCGAGUUGAUUCAUAUCCUUGACCACAUAUAGAGGAUCGUCAACUCUCUAUAAGGCCCGGAGUCAAAGAUUCAAAGGCCUUUUGGUUACUUUGAACCCCCACUCACCUCAAGCGCUCAAAUAAUGAUUCCAAAAGAUGAAAAAGUUUAUAAGAGAGUGAAUCUUUCUUUCAUUCUAACUCCCAUGCACAAAGUAUUCAUGAAGAACAUUUGAUACACUUUAAUAAACUUUAACAUCUAAUGAUGAAAAUAUUUUGCAGAAUUUUGCGAAGAUAGUUAUUAUCAUGAAUUAAGUAUCUAAUAGGUCUUUAUUAAAUACUCUCCCACUAUUUCUAACAAGUCAACUACCCUCAGGUACGGAACCUAUUGACUUGGGGUUUCUAUUUGAAGAAUACCCUAGCGGGCCAAGAUCCAUAUUUUAUUUAACUAUAGUUGUGCUUUGCAUCUUGCCCUACAGUUAAAUUAUUUAGGUAGGAAUUCAUUCCAAUUGCAAUCGUUAUUACAACUCUUGGUUCGGUGGAUUCUUUUAAAUAAAAUUCUUAAUUGGGCCAGAUCCAUAUUUCAUUUAACUAUAGUUGUGCUUUGCAUCAUGCCCUAUAGUUAAAUUAUUUCUGGUAAGAAUAAAUUCCAAUUGUAACAAUUUACAACUCUGGUUGGAUGAUCUGAUUUUAUUUAUUGAUCCUACCGCAGUGCCCUUAGUCUCUCAUCCUUAUGACCAAGACUUAGUUAAGACUAACCCGGGGCGAGUCAGUACCCUAGUUACGGGUUUCGCGCCUAACCAACGUAAACCGGGCGUCUCACUUGGGUGAGUCCGUUACCGAUCUAAAUUGGACUUGAUAAAUCAGUGAAUGACUUAAUGGAUACAAGCUGGAUUUUUUUAAUCCCUUGCAUUAAGUUUAGACAUUGAGACAAAGGGAUACAUUUACACGGAGUCUGAGUCGUGGAAAGGUUUUGACGGUGCAAACGUCUUAACUUAUAAUCUGGGGGCAAUAAUGUGUUGCUAGAUACCGCUUAUUGCUUAUAGUAUUGGUGCAGAGCCAAUACUGUGGCCAGUUUUAUAAGUGCCUAUACGGGUCACACACUUUGGACAAUUUAAGAACAUAAAGAUUGUGGUAGACUCCGGCGUUGUUCGUGUGUCAAAGUUGGAGACCGGACGCUUGAACGGUUACGUUUGCACUUUCAACGCUCUUCCUACGACUUCUUCGUUUUUACCGCUUACGGAGAAAGGUGAGAUCGAAAUUAUAAAUCCCUCACGAAUAUUAAGUCUGUCGCCUUCUGACGCCCGGCACCUAUCCGGCUAAUGUGCACUGUCAUGUACUCAGCCUCAGCAGAGCAUAGUACGGUGUAUGUUAAGCUGGUUACGGGAACCGCCAUAGCGUGGUCGCUGUCGCACGUUGGGUUAGACUUAACUGAGUCUCGGUCAAAUGGAUGGACG